Molecule: messenger RNA, 2740 nt
Organism: Nymphaea colorata (pocket water lily)
Lineage: Eukaryota; Viridiplantae; Streptophyta; Magnoliopsida; Nymphaeales; Nymphaeaceae
Product: protein SENSITIVITY TO RED LIGHT REDUCED 1
Exons: 1
Coding region: 1722-2537 (271 amino acids)
Biological process (GO): microtubule-based process
Cellular component (GO): nucleus; cytoplasm
Source: RefSeq, a predicted model, not a curated record
UCCGCUACCGUAGUGUUUAUUUGGAAGGGGGCUCCGGUAGUUGUUGAGAUCAGUUCUGGUUUUCGUGUUCUACCUACUUGAGAAAGCCCAGAUGGGGUUAGCGGUAGCUUUUGUGCACCUGGAUAGGAGGUCUGAUUGACGGCCUCCAAGUUCAAGAAGGCGAAGAGUGCAAGUCAAUGUUUGGACCACAGAGCACAUCUCUGUCUUCUUGACUUGGUAGGAGUUAGCUUAGCCUACUUAAGAUUGACCCUACGGUAGCUCAUUUUUUUCUUUGGAGCUGUUUCAUUAUAGGUGGCAUUCAUCUAUAAUGAGUCUAAACUGAUCAGCUUGUCUCCAUUGUGGGAGCGAUACUCUGUUUAAUGAGGCGAUUCGUUCCUCCAUUUCAAGGUGCACUGAGUUGCAAGAGACAUGGUCACAGGGUGGAAGUGUUGCUUAUGUUUAGUUAAGGCAAAUCUCUGUUUAUGUCGUUUUUUUAAAGAAAAAACGUAUUAAUUGUGUAGUGGUGGACUUAAGUUCGCGUCAAUUGGCACAUAUCUCUCGAACAUUGUACCAUUUUUGGACGGCGACUUAAAGGGGACGUGCCGGAGCCUGUGCUUCUACGAGCAGGUUGGAAUACCCUGGUGUAGUUGCUUUCCUGGACCCUUGUAUGGCUUGGGUACAUGAAAAGUGAUGCAUACCUCUGAUUCCUAUUCUAGUCUAGGACAAUCCACCUAUGUAGGCGCAUGUAGCUCUUGAGUAGUUGGUAACUUCUGGACCAAAUGCUGCAAUAGUCAACCAUGGUUCAAGAGGUAGUUUGGUCGUCGCUGUAACCUGUCUCGGGGCCUUACAACAAACCAAAAUGAAGGCUUCUUCAGGAUGCCUGAGAUCCUCUUAGUUAUUUCAGAAUACAACUAGCUUUGGUCUUGGGCGACGAAUGACUUUCGCAUAUUUCCAGCACUAUAUUCCCAUUUGGUCGUCAAACAGAAAAAUGUUUUUAUUUUGUCAUUAAUGCAAAAAGUCCCUUGGAGGUAGAGGGAAUAAAAAAGGUCUUCAUGCUUCUUUUUCGAAUAUGGAUUGUUAAGCUCUUGUUCACUCAUACUUAAGCAUGCUUUCAUAAGUUUACUUUUUCAUUGGAUAUAGUGUGGUUCUUCAUAACCGAGCCGAACCCACUUAUACAGAACCGCUUGACGGUGAGCCGAGCUUAGUUCGAAACGAAUUUCUAGUGCGAGUUCGCGGAGGCAACCCAGGUUGCUCCUGAAGAAAAAGGAGAGCGUAUUUUUUAAACAAUUUUUCUAUUAUUACAUUACACAUUAUUUUUGCAUUAAAAUAUAAAAAAUCCUACUCUGCUACAGAAAGUAGAAACCAGUCAAGCACUAAAGGAAGAGACUGAUGAGGAUAUGGGAUCGCUUAUUUUAAUGUCUUACGACCGUUGCUUCUUCAACAAGGUUCUGCAUGUAUUGCAAAAUUUUGAUAGUUUUAUUAGUUCAGUUCUUAUUGUGUCUCCCAUUUAGUCGGAGCAGCCCUUUGGAUAAAAGUUCAAUUUUCAGAUUCCUGGUAUAUGGAUAAAAAACCAGGAAAAAAGUAAAACAGACCUUUUCUAAAAAACCGAAGGGCAAACAGGUAUUCUGAAAACCAGACAAUGUUCUGGACUUCAAAGAAAGGGGCGUCUCUCUCCGUGACGAACUGGUGUUGGAAGCGUCUUCCCUCCUCCUCUGUGUGUAGCAGCGGGCGAGGUUGAAAACAUGGAGGACGAGUGGACCAUCGUCAUCGGUCGCCGAUCCAAAGGCCGUUCCAGGAAGCCCAGGCCCUCCUUGCCCAAAACCACAGCCCCGUGUCGUGGCCUCUAUCCUCAUCAACCGCCACUGCAUUCUGACGACGACGACGACCACCUCGGCGAAUCACUCCUCCUCACCCGGAAGGUCGAGGCCUCCAUCAAGAAGCUCCAAGAAUCGUCCUUCUUCUCUGCCUUCCUGGAUCAGCUUCAGUCCCCACCCUUCCGGACCAAACUCGACCAAGUUCUGGGUUCUCACCCUCUGAUCAAGAUGGUCGUGUAUGGCAUCGGCAGCAUCGCGUCCUGCGAGCGUGCUCGCCUCCAGUUUGCAUUCGCUGUCCUCCUCCGCCGUGCUUUGGGCUUCGUCGCUGGCAUCGAGGUCUUCGACCCCGUCAUCUCUCCCGUCGAGUCGAAGGUUAUGGAGUCCUUUGACUUCUCGAUGAUCCCAACUGAUGAGCAAGGCCGGAGGGUCGCCCACGAGCCCACCUUGUUCUUCAUGCCGCACUGUGAAGCGGUUCUGUACAACAAUCUCUUGGAAGCGAAUUGGGGAUCCCCGUUAUUGAAGAGAAUCGUUGUUUUGGGGAACAGUUUCAGUGGUUACGAACAAUUCGUUUCGGAAUUUAGAGGGGCGCACAUUGCCGGCUCGACGAAUUACAUCAUAGGGGUGAGGGAGCACACUGAAGAGAUUGAGGUCAAGGUGGAUGAGGAAUUUUUCUUGCCGUUCCACGACACCAGUUGGCAUUUCUUCGAACUGGGUUCUGAUUCGGAGUUGCCUAUAGGAGUUUGAGAUAAUAGGUCGACUGACAGAGUUGCUGGGCAUACUUCGGAAAAGUUUUCGCAUUUCAUUGAGCUGAAUUUCUGUUGGGAGUUCUAAUUUGUAGAUGAGAAGUUAAUGGGGUGAUAACUCGACGACAUUUACCGAAAAAAGAUUAAAUUUAUUGUAAAUGUUUCAGAAAUUGUGGGAGGACUAGUUCAAGGUUGGUCAUCGCA